Salvia hispanica is the source of this 695-nucleotide messenger RNA. Its product is annotated as histone H2B-like. NCBI's taxonomy places the organism in Eukaryota, Viridiplantae, Streptophyta, Magnoliopsida, Lamiales, Lamiaceae. The record is from RefSeq and is a predicted model, not a curated record. Gene Ontology annotation, cellular component: nucleosome. Gene Ontology annotation, molecular function: structural constituent of chromatin; DNA binding; protein heterodimerization activity.
ACAUCACUCAUCACCUCCAUUUCAAUUCAAUUCAAUCCAAUUCAAUUCCGAUCCGAAUUCCAAUCCAAACUCUCUCUCUCUGAAAAUGGCGCCGAAGGCUGAGAAGAAACCCGCGGAGAAGAAGCCAGCCGCCGAGAAGGCCCCCACCGCCGAGAAAGCUCCGGCUGAGAAGAAGCCGAAGGCCGGGAAGAAGCUGCCGAAGGACGCCGGCGCCGCCUCCGCCGACAAGAAGAAGAAGAGGAACAAGAAGAACGUGGAGACGUACAAGAUCUACAUCUUCAAGGUGCUGAAGCAGGUCCACCCGGACAUCGGCAUCUCCAGCAAGGCGAUGGGGAUCAUGAACAGCUUCAUCAACGACAUCUUCGAGAAGCUCGCGCAGGAGUCGUCGCGGCUCGCGCGCUACAACAAGAAGCCUACCAUCACUUCUCGAGAGAUCCAGACCGCGGUGAGGCUGGUUCUGCCCGGUGAAUUGGCGAAGCACGCCGUCUCUGAAGGGACAAAAGCUGUUACCAAAUUCACUAGCUCCUAAAUUCUCUGCUUUUGCUGCCCCUAAAUACUUUUAAUUUGAUGGUUCAUAUUUGAUUAGGGCAUUUUAAGUGACUGUUUAGAUCUAAAGUUUUACAUCUGUUCUUCUCAUUUUUGUUUUGUAAUUUCGUGCUAGAAAUGUAAUGAAUGAACAGAUCAGUUUGAUGUUA